AUGAAAUCAAUUUUCUCCGUUGUUUUCAGCGCCCUGGCACUUCGAGUGGAUGCUGCACCAGCCUUGGCUGAUGAGUCUCGAUUUACAGUGUACGAGAUGCCAACGCCAUUGGCUGGCCCGUGUGAUCUUACAACAGGCCCCGACGGCGCGAUCUGGGUAUCGUACAUGCUCGACAACAAAUUGGCUCGCAUAGAUCCAGACACUGGUAACAUAGACGAGUAUGAGAUACCGUGGACGCUACCGGAACUUAAUGUCACACUGCCAAAUAUCCUUGGCCGAACUGUGUUGGCCUGUGUGGUUCAGCCUGGUGCCGACGGGCAUCUCUAUGCUGCCAAUGGCGUGCGCAACCAGCUCGUCAAGAUGAAUGUCACCACAAAGCACAUUGAGGUUAUCACACCUCCUAAUUUCAACCCUCUUGGCAAUCUGCAGCCGUUCAACGAUCUAUACACCGGGCCUCAUGGCAUGUACUUCACACAGACAACCAACAAUGUCAUCUCAUACUACGAAUACGCCACGGGUAACUUCAAGACUUACACAGUGCCGACUGCGCUGUCGGCACCGCUAGGUAUCUACUACGGAUCCGACGACAAGGUGUACUUUCUCGAACUACUCGGCCAAAAAGUCGGACGCCUUGACCCAGCUACAGAAACUAUUGAAGAAUUCCCGUUGCCACUGAACCUGUUCGGACCCGGUGUCGUGCGUGCCGAGACAGAAGGCAAAUACGUAUGGUUUACGUCAGUCAUUGGAAACGCCAUUGGCCGUAUUGAUAUGCGCACAGGCGAAUUAAAGGCUUUUCCAGACGACAUCCCCCUCGCCCUGCCUGCUGAAGACACCGUUGACGGUGAUGGCAAUGUGUGGUAUUCCACCUUCAACCAAAACUUGCUGAACCGGAUCGAUAAGAAUACUGGCAAGGUGACGCAUAUCAAAAUGCCCGGCACCCUAAUUCCAGCACCACUAAGUAUCCCAUACAAUUUUGACGUCGCGAUGCACUAUGGCCCGGGUAAUUCCAUGUGGUUCACAAAUGACUUGGUAAAUCGUGUUGGACGUUAUCAGCUGUAAACUAUCCCGUUGUUGAGCUACCAGUAAAUAAAGACCAUAUCAUAAUGUAUUUUAGAUAAUUGAAAACUUCGGUCUAUUACCAGUAAUCACUUGACGGCCACGCGCAAGCCCCGACAGCCUCGGAACCUUUGAGGUUGGCGCUGUUCGCUCAGGACCCAAUCAGCAGAACGCAAGUGAGCUUUGUUGCAUUUUCAAACGUUCGGAACCCUACCCUCAGUGGUACGCCGCUGAUGAAGACCAAUUUUUUGCUUCUACUGUUCGAAAACUACGCGACCGCUGUGAUCCGGUGGCGAUCAACAAGGGCCGCCCGAGAGACACCCUCUGGGCAAUAUCCACAACACUAGGGACGGUAAUUGUUGUGGAUAUUGACUUGUACACUUGCAUUCAUAUAGUUGCCGUCUAAAUGGAUCUUCUGUCAUAAAA
[Torrubiella] hemipterigena is the source of this 1482-nucleotide messenger RNA. NCBI's taxonomy places the organism in Eukaryota, Fungi, Ascomycota, Sordariomycetes, Hypocreales, Clavicipitaceae. The record is from the annotation of a GenBank genome assembly.